Molecule: messenger RNA, 2388 nt
Organism: Trypanosoma rangeli
Lineage: Eukaryota; Euglenozoa; Kinetoplastea; Trypanosomatida; Trypanosomatidae
Product: ribosome biogenesis protein MAK21
Exons: 1
Coding region: 1-2388 (795 amino acids)
Cellular component (GO): nucleus
Source: RefSeq, a predicted model, not a curated record
AUGGCUGCAGCAACGGAGAGUGUGUUGGACCUCAAUAAGCGGUGGUACGAGCGGCCACUGCCGUUGCGCUCCUGUAGCUUAAAGGAGGUCGCAAACAGUGUGGUGACAAAGGAUGAGAUGGAUGCGAUGUUCCGUGAGGCACAGGAGGCUCUUGAUGCUGAAACGGCGCAGAGUCAAACAGACAAAGGACGCUGGUACAAUUCCCAGUUUAUUUUGCGUGGAACAACCGCGGACAAGAUUGCCUCUGCUGCAGUGAAGCUGAGCGACGUGGAUUUCAUGUUUUUCUUGGACGGCUUUAACCUUCUCUUUGACACUGCACGCACCGACACGCACCACUACGAGGCAGCUCUCAAAGCCCUUGCUGUGGUAUGGCCCAAACUUUUGCCUCAUCGUCCACUGAAGCGCUUUGUAACGCAGUUUUUCACGACUCUUCCGACAGAUGCAAAGGGACGGAAGACAGUACUGGUGUACUGGUACAUUGAGGACUACUUAAAGCGUACCUACGCCCAGUUUCUUUCGCUUGCAGAGGCCAUGCUGAAGGACAGACUGCAGAAGCGACGAGAGGCGUGGCUGGAUGUUGUAGGGAAACUUAUGUGUAGUAUUGCAGAGGGCCGACAUGUGGCGAUGGCGCUGAUUGUGGAUAAACUUGGUGAUCCCGCCUCUUGUGUGGCACACAAGGCAUACCAUCAUCUGCUUUCCCUUCUAAGGGAGUCUUCUACCCACCAGACGAUGUUGUUUGUGGAGUUGGAAAAGGUCAUAUUUAUGCAUAACUGCCCUGUUUCUACGAUGAAGUAUGCCGCCAAUGUUAUGAAUCAGUUUGUGUACACCAAGGAUGAGCGGAAGCUUGCCCUGAAGAGUGUUCAAACGUAUCUUGCUCUCUUUCGUCAACUUGUGAGGAACGCCUCUGUGGAUCUUUCCGUGACAACCGCCAUUCUCGUUGGUUUACGUCGUGCUUUUCCUUACGCUGGGACAGACAUUGCACCACUCGAAGAGCAUUUGAGUGCGCUUUUUGUGCUUGCCAACACGGGUAAUUUUGUACAGCGUGUGGCGACUCUGUCGCUACUGCAGCUUAUAGCCCAUGCAAAGGGUGCAACGGUGGAGUUUCAGAAUCGUUGGUAUCGGACGCUGUAUAAUUUAUUGUUAAUCUCACCGAAGCAGCUCUCACACUCUACACAAAUGACUGGCUUCUUUUCGAUGCUGCACAAGGCGCUGCGUAUGGACAAGAAUGAGGAGCGAUUGGCAGCCUUUGCGCACCGACUGAUACAGCGAUCGUUGUACUUUGACGAGUCUGUGGUGUGCGCUAUCCUGCUUCUUGUGGGUGAGAUGUUCCAGGCGCAUCCACGUCUGCGCGCGCUGGUUCUGGGGGCGCAUAAAAAGUCCUUAGGUGCUGAGACGGAGCGUUACGAUGUACGCUGCCGUGAACCGCAGUUUGCACGCGCCAAAAAGGAAUCCCUGUGGACUCUUGGUACACUUGCCCGACACUCUCAUCCGUCGGUUGUGAAACUGGCAGUGAUGUUGAUGUUCAAUGAGGACGUUGUCUUUGAUAGCCACCCGUUAGAUGAGCUGACAUUGCCUAACUUUCUCACAAUGUUUGUUGACGCCCGGGCACAGCCAAAGACGGAGGAGGUUAGCACAGGGAUGUCGGUAUUCAGUCGUGUGGUGCAAUCCCCUAAUAUUCCUAGUGCCUCGGACCCAUACUUUAUCAAUGCAAGUGCGCAGCAGGUGGAUGUAUCUGCGCUUUUUAUGCACCGCUACGCCGUUCAACGCCAGCGAUUUAUUGACGGAUUGUCGCAGGUUCGCUCUACGUGGGGUGACGCCAGUGGGGAGGCGGAUGUGGCGCUGCGUGUGAAGAACGUUGACGCCUCGCUCUUUGGGCCCUCUGGCAUCCUAGGGGAGGCCAUAGCGACGGUGAGCGGAGGCGCCAGAGGCGACGAUGCCAAGGUGGAGAAGAAGACACGGUCCAAAAAGGAGAAAUUGCACGCCUCGAAGGCAAUGGAGUUGAAUGAGGAUGUGGUGAGCGACGACAGUGACGGAGGUGACAAAGACAGCCAAGGCAAUGACGACGACGACUUUGAUGUUGUCGGAAGUGAGGGCGACCUGGAGUGGGGCAGCAACGACGAGGCGGCGUACGAUGACCUGGACAAUGAGGAGGAGGAGGAGGAAGAAGACUGCAACGAGGAGGAUGAUGUCGUUGGUGAAAUAACGCUGGGUGGCAAGAGGGCCUCGGAUGACCUGGACGGUGGCGAUCUCGCCGAACUGCUCGAGUCGAACCGCAAAGGCAUGUCAAAGAAACGGCGGCGUGCAGAAGAGUGGCUUGACCGUGCCACAUCUGCGUCUGCGUCGCCGCCGUCGCAGCGAACGCGCUCUUACCGCCCCCGCGCAAGGUGA